Molecule: messenger RNA, 682 nt
Organism: Pararge aegeria (speckled wood butterfly)
Lineage: Eukaryota; Metazoa; Arthropoda; Insecta; Lepidoptera; Nymphalidae
Product: cytochrome c oxidase subunit 5B, mitochondrial-like
Exons: 4
Coding region: 73-441 (122 amino acids)
Biological process (GO): mitochondrial electron transport, cytochrome c to oxygen
Cellular component (GO): mitochondrial envelope
Source: RefSeq, a predicted model, not a curated record
UUGGCAACUCUGCGAAAUAACUCAAAAUCCACUUGCUAUCGUGAGAAGCGGUCUAGUGCAAAUUAAGUGAAAAUGGCUUCCUUGUGUAGACAAUUUGUACGCGUAAAUGCUCUCCGAAGUGUUCUUCUAACUUCUGGUCGACGGGGAUACGCAGACAAAAUGAUGCCAGAUCCCAUGGAACACGCAACUGGUCUAGAAAAGAAAGAACUGCUUGCACUACAAACGGGCAACGAUGAUCCUUUCAACAUGAAGGUCCUAAAGAAGGCAGCCGGCACCCGUGACAACCCCACCCUCGUGCCCUCUUGCUUUGAUGCGCGUAUUGUAGGAUGCAUAUGUGAAGAGCACGCCACAUCAAUUAACUGGCUUUGGGUACAUAAGGAACACCCCCGCCGCUGCGAGUGCGGCCACUGGUACAAACUAAUCGAGAAGACACCCCUCUAAACACCGCCGUUUCCACUUACCUAGCUUAACAAAUAAUUAGUAGUGGUUAUAAAGUAUAAUCAACAGCAUCACUCGGUACAUAUUCCACACGUUCCUAUGUGAUGCGCCGAAGUGUCGACGUUAAUUAAAUAAUUGUAAGCAUUCAAUUCAGCGUUUCAUUCGAUACGUUACCAGCUGUGUUGUGUUAUCUGUUAACGGGAAUUAUUUUAUGUAGAUAAAUUAAAAAACACUCAAAAUCUUA